Hirsutella rhossiliensis is the source of this 342-nucleotide messenger RNA. RefSeq lists its product as uncharacterized. The record is from RefSeq and is a predicted model, not a curated record. NCBI's taxonomy places the organism in Eukaryota, Fungi, Ascomycota, Sordariomycetes, Hypocreales, Ophiocordycipitaceae. The coding region runs from base 1 to 342 and encodes 113 amino acids. The transcript has a single exon.
AUGUGCUACUUCGACCAGACGCGCUGGAGCUGCGGCUUCUGGCGCUGGGGACACUUCCGCCAGCAGUGCAACAAGGAGUACCGGAUGGGCGAGACGUGCGGGCUCAAGCUCGUCUACGAGACGCGCGUCGAGCCCGACGUGUGCAAGCUGUGCCACGACACGGAGAAGAAGCAGCGCCGCUACGACAAGAUGUACCGCGAUGUGCAGCGCUGGCAGCGCGAGGGCAACCGCAACGCCACCAUUGAGCGGACGUGCGGCGAGAUGCAGGACGUGCUGGGCCAGAUCUACCGCAUGCGCGAGGAGCACGACCACCGGUUACAAUCCCUCGGCCAGGUGAGUUGA